This is a messenger RNA of Ictalurus furcatus (blue catfish), 1974 nucleotides long. Its product is annotated as zinc finger protein 501-like. The transcript has 2 exons. Gene Ontology annotation, molecular function: RNA polymerase II cis-regulatory region sequence-specific DNA binding; DNA-binding transcription factor activity, RNA polymerase II-specific. Gene Ontology annotation, biological process: regulation of DNA-templated transcription. The coding region runs from base 9 to 1196 and encodes 395 amino acids. Lineage: Eukaryota; Metazoa; Chordata; Actinopteri; Siluriformes; Ictaluridae. The record is from RefSeq and is a predicted model, not a curated record.
CUCUUAUAAUGAAAUCAGAGUCCCGACGGCGCUCUUUAAGAAAAUCUCCACAGACUCCUGCUGCUACUGGCUCAGAGAUGUACCACUGCUCAGAUUGUGGGGAGAGUUUUACUAAAAGUCAUCAUCUCAAAGAUCAUGAGCAGAUCCACACAGGGGAGAAGCCAUUUUACUGUGGACAGUGUGGGAAGAGUUUUACUUUUCAGAGUAAUCUCCAACGACAUGAGCGCAUUCACACAGGAGAAAAGCCGUAUCACUGCUUGCAGUGUGGGAAAAGUUUUACCCAACUAUGUAAUCUCCAGCGACAUGAGCGCAUUCACACAGGACAGAAGCCGUAUCUCUGUGGACAGUGUGGGAAGAGUUUUACUUUACAGAGUAAUCUCCAACAGCAUGAGCUCAUUCACACGGGACAGAAGCCGUAUUACUGUGGACAGUGUGGGAAGAGUUUUACUCAUAAGAGCACUCUCCAACAACAUGAGCGCAUUCACACAGGGGAAAAGCCAUAUUACUGCUCCCAGUGUGGGAAGAGUUUUACUUUUCAGAGUAGUCUCCAACGACACCAGCGUAUUCACACAGGAGAGAAGCCAUAUCACUGUGGACAGUGUGAGAAGAGUUUUACUUGCCAGCGUACUCUCCAACAGCAUUUGCGCAUUCACACAGGGGAGAAGCCAUAUCUCUGUGGACAGUGUGGGAAGAGUUUUACUUUUCAGAGUAAUCUCCAACAACAUGAGCUCAUUCACACAGGACAGAAGCCGUAUCACUGUGGACAGUGUGAGAAGAGUUUUACCCAACCAUGGACUCUCCAACGACAUGAGCGCAUUCACACAGGACUGAAGCCGUAUUACUGUGGACAGUGUGGGAAGAGUUUUACUUGCCAGCGUAAUCUCCAACAGCAUUUGCGCAUUCACACAGGAGAGAAGCCGUAUCACUGUGGACUGUGUGGGAAGAGUUUUACUUUUCAGAGUAAUCUCCAAAAGCAUUUGCGCAUUCACACAGGAGAGAAGCCGUAUCACUGCUCGCAGUGUGGGAAAAGUUUUCGUGACCAGAGGACCCUCCACAGCCACCAGCAGAGUCAUACAGGACAGAAGCUGUACCUCUGCAGACAAUGUGGGCGGAGCUAUACGCAUUCAAGUUCAUUAAGGGCACACAAGUGCUCUAACAUAAAACCAUCAGAUUUUGACGUGAAGUUCUCAAAUUAAAAUAUGUGUUUUUAAUUUUUUAAAGGGGAGGUAAAGAGACAUUCAGGCCUUAAACUAUAAUAUAUUAUUUGUCAUGGACUCUAGUAUUCUGUUGCAUGGAUUUUAUUGCUUACUCUCUGGGUUUUAGCCAAGUUCAUGAUUUUAUGUUGUUUUCCUGUUUUUCCCCCCAAACGCUACAAUAUAUAAGCUUUUUAAAAUAAUGCGUUGUGUAUACUAUUGAACUGGACACCUUUUAAGUGACAGGUUACAAAUUCUGCUAGAUUUCCUAAAGUUUGUGAGAUUAACAGCCAAGAUCAAGGUGUAGUCACAGAGUUUGGGGGUAUAGUCAUCAAGUCCCAAAAUUAGUCAGUGACUGGGAAAUUGGGCUUAAAUUCAUGUAGUGUGCACUAGGCUUACUGUCUCCUCUAUUGCUAAUGCUGAAUAAUAGACCUUUAUAUCCUUUAUAACACUGAAAAUGAUUCAAAUAUUCUGUUUGCAAUAAGAUCUUAUCAAACAUAUCUAGAUUUAACUUCCUUUGUCUCCUCCUGGAUAUAUUUGUUUCUGUGUUUCGACUAUAGAUAGUUAACUAGCAGCAGACCUGUUCACAAGUCCCUGAGGUCCAAGUCAAGUCUCUGAGGUGGAGUCCAAGUCAAGUCUUUGUUCUAUUUUUCGCAACAGUGUAUGAGGCUAAAUCAAUUUUGAAAUAUUAAAACUGAUUACUUCUGCAAUGUCUUGUUCAUUUAUUCAAAAUUGUCUAAUAAAGCACACAAGGUUUUACUUAAAUCAUUAUUUAUAAAUU